GAAGAAACCAUUACUGUCACAGGGAAAACCUUUCCAUUUUCCUUUCCAGUUAUGAAUUAAUCAAGUCCAUAUAUCUUUGUAAAAGCGACUAAUCACGCGAAUCAAUUAUUUGAAAAGAUAAAAGAAUUAUUCACUGCCACCACUGUAUCAUAGAAAACACAUGCGUUUACAUUUAGAUCGUUUGACCAUAACAGUUUUCUUGUGGACGUGAAAACUUAUGGAUCUGGACUGACUGACUGAAGAUAGAUCAUUGAAACAAGAAUAGUUGUAUUCAAUUAUUUUUCGAUAAUUCUACGAUAAAUUAUCAUUUAUUAUUAUUAAACAUGGACAAGCGAGUAAUAGAGGAUCAAUAUCUGAAAAUCAAUAAAUUUUUUGGACAGCUAGUUGGUGUGUGGCCUUAUCAGCAAAGAUUCAUCAAGUUUUGCAUAAGAUUCAUUACAUCUGUCAUAGUGGUUCUUACUCUUGCAGCACAGAUAUCACGGGUAAUAAUAUUUUAUAGUAUAGACGUUUUAUCAGAUCAAUUGCCAUACCUGGACGUAGGAUUCGUUCUCUUAUUCAAACAGUACAAUUAUAUCCUAAACGAGGAUAAGCUCAGAGAACUUUUGAAUGAAAUUAUAUCCGAUCGAUUGAUAAAACGAUCGAAGGAAGAGUUAGAGAUUCUGGAAAUCUAUUUAAAAAGAGCAAGAGUGCUUUCUACUGUUUACGAAGUCAGUAUAUUUUUCUGCGGCUUCAUGUUCCUCCUUAUACCAAGCAUACCACCUAUUUUGAACAUCAUCUCGCCCUUGAACGAGUCGCGUGGCCGGGAACUAAUCUAUCCAUCUUAUUAUUUCGUGGAUGAAGAGAAAUAUUACUAUCCCAUAUUAAUGCACAUGAUAGCGGUUGCGUUAAUACUGACUUCGGUAUACGUAGCCUGCGAUACGUAUUUGGUUUACAUUGUGCAUCAUGGAUGCGCCUUGUUAGCCAUCAGCGGGUAUCGUUUCAAGCACGCGGUGGAUGACAUAAAGCUUUGCGGAGGAGAUUGUAUUGACCCGUUAACGGAUGAAACUUACACGAAAGUCAGACAGUCCAUUAAAGCCCACAAAAUGGCCGUUGAAUACGUGGAUAAAAUAGACGCCUGCCACAUACAUUACUUCUUACUUAUCAUAGGAAUGAUAGUAUUAGCUUUCACCGGUACUUUCGUAAAGUUGUCAUCGAUGGAAGUGAAUGUUAGGUUUUUCACGUUCUGUGCGUUCACUGUUGGCCAGUUGACACAUCUGUUUUUUUUAACGAUCAUGGGACAAUUUUUGAUAAACGCCAACGAGGAAAUUUUCAAAACAAUAUAUGAAGCACGUUGGUACAACGGUUCCUCGAGAACGCAAUCAUUAUACAUAUUGGUACUUCGAAAAUGUUUGAGCCCGCCAAAAUUGACAGGAGGAGGAUUGGUUGCUUUGAAUUUGGACAGCUUUUUACAGAUUGUUCUGAUCAUGGACGCGAGAACAGUGGAAAAAAAUUUUUUGAAAGUCAACAAAAUAUUCGGAUUAAUAACCGGUGUAUGGCCGUAUCAGAAUUAUCGGUCGAAAAUGGCGGAACGAUUCAUAAGUGUCACGGUGAUGAUGAGUGGUUUCGUGACACAGUUUGCAUAUCUUGUAUUGAAUCCCACUAUGGACAAAAUAGCAACGAACUUGCCUUAUUCUAUAGCAUCGUUUGGAACAUUUGUAAAAAUGGGUAAUUACUUUUUGGAUGAAACUAAGUUGACAACAAUAUUGAAUCACAUAUUCGAAGAUUGGGCGACGAUAAAAAGCAAAGAAGAAUACGAGAUUAUGUACAAAUACUCACGAAGAGGAUUGUUCAUCACGAUAAGUUAUUUUCUGCAUAUCGGUGUUACUGAAACAUUUAUGCUUAUAUUGCCCAUGGUACCGCCCAUUCUGGACAUCAUCGUACCAUUAAACGUGUCACGGAAACGUGUAUUCUUGUACCCGGCUUAUUUCUGGUUGGACGACGAAAAAUACUACGUGCUUUUAUUAGGACACAUGAUAAUCACCCUACUCAUGAUUUGCUUUAUAUUUUGCGCCUGCGAUACGAACUACGUGUACGCCGUGCAGCAUGCGUGCGGUUUGCUUGCAAUCGCCAAAUAUCGGUUUAAAAAUGUAUGCAAAAAUUUGAAAGAAGAUCACGCCAUCCCGUUAGAGGAAAUCAAGUAUAAAAGUAUAUGCGAAUCGAUCAAGGCGCAUCAACACGCUUUGAAAUACCUGAAGCUAAUCGAGAAUAGUUACCAUACUUAUCUAUUCGUUUCUAUGGGACUGCUGAUAAUGGCCAUUAGCGUCUCGUUAUUAGAGGUGGCAAACGGCAAGAAUGGGUCAAGAGAAUUAGUGCAGGCUACAUUUUUGUUCGCUCAAUUAUUCCACACGUUCAUUCUCACCGUUCAAGGACAAUUCGUGAUAAAUGAAUUGCAAGAUGUUUACGAAUCUAUAUAUGAAUCUCCAUGGUACACUUUUUCACCUAGAAUUCGAUCGUUGUAUGUGUUAUCGUUGAGAAGUUGCCUAAAUUUUCCCACGUUGACAGCCGGUGGUCUGAUAGUAUUGAAUUUACAAUCUUUCGCAGAGUUGAUUUCUAUUUCUUGUGUCUUCAAUCGGCUCAGUCUAGAUUCCAUCAUGGAUUCGGAUAUAUUGGAGAAGCGAUUCCUAAAGAUCACGAAAAGAUUCGCGAAGUUAAGCGGUAUUUGGCCCGAUCAAAAUAAGUAUCUCAAAUACAUUUCGUGGAUUAUUAUAUACGUUAUUAGUAUACCUUCUGUUGUUGUGCAGAUAGCAAGAAUUGUACACAUAUCUACUGCAAAUGUGAUAGUAGAGCAAUCGGGUAUCGCAACUGCCAUAUUUCUGUCGUUGUUAAAAGAGGCUAACUAUAUUUUAAAUGCAACAAAGGUUAAGUCUCUGUUCAACGAUAUGUACAUGGAUUGGAGAAUGGAUCGGCCGAAGAAGGAAUUUGAGAUUAUGUCAACGUAUGCCCAAAGAGGAUCUUUUCUUGCAAUGUUUUACUUUAUAAACGCGUACUGUUGCUCACUUUUAUUCUUACAAGUGCCAUGGACAGCCCGUUUGUUAUACAUGAUAAAAUCGCAAAACACGUCCCCGCCUAUGUUAUAUGUCAUACCAGGUUACUAUUUCGUCGAUGAUGACCGCGACUAUUAUUACUUCAUCCAACUGCACAUGAGCCUUUCGAUAAUCAUGGUGGCCAACGUGUACGUCGCCUAUGACACUUGUUACAUGGUAUUCGUGCAGCAUGUUUGCGGAUUGUUGGCCGUGGCCGGAUAUCGUUUCAAACACGCGAUCGACGAUUCUGCUUCGAAGAAUUCCGAGGAAAAGAUAAAAGAGACGUGUAAAAAAAUACGUUCUUCUAUUCAAGGACACGAACGAGCUAUAAGGUAUUUAAAGAAAAUCGAGGAUACACAUGUUAAUUUACUUUUCAUAUCUUUGGGUCUGAUAAUCAUGUGUUUUAGUAUCACGUUACUAAAGGUCGUUACGAUGGACUAUUGUUUGGAUUUUUAUAAAUAUUCCAGCUUUUUGAUCGUUCAAUUGAUGCACUUGUGCUAUGUGAUGAUUCAAGGACAAUUCGUGAUAGAUUCGUGCAACGAGAUUUAUUAUUCGAUAUAUGAAGCAUCAUGGUACAAUAUCAAUCCAAAAAUACAAGCGUUGUACAUAUUAGCAUUGCGAAGAAGUCUAACUCCACCUCGUUUAACCGCUGGUGGUUUAAUAGAAUUGAAUAUGCAAAGUUUCUCAGAAGUAAUAAAACUAUCUAUCUCGUAUUAUACAGUAUUAAGAUCCACGUAAAAAAAAAACAAUUAUAUAAUAAAAUAUUUAUACGAUGAUAGAUGUUACUCAGAA
Molecule: messenger RNA, 3854 nt
Organism: Apis mellifera (honey bee)
Lineage: Eukaryota; Metazoa; Arthropoda; Insecta; Hymenoptera; Apidae
Exons: 25
Coding region: 324-3800 (1158 amino acids)
Biological process (GO): sensory perception of smell; detection of chemical stimulus involved in sensory perception of smell
Cellular component (GO): plasma membrane
Molecular function (GO): olfactory receptor activity; odorant binding
Source: RefSeq, a predicted model, not a curated record